Molecule: messenger RNA, 2303 nt
Organism: Dendroctonus ponderosae (mountain pine beetle)
Lineage: Eukaryota; Metazoa; Arthropoda; Insecta; Coleoptera; Curculionidae
Product: beta-mannosidase
Biological process (GO): carbohydrate metabolic process; glycoprotein catabolic process
Molecular function (GO): beta-mannosidase activity
Source: RefSeq, a predicted model, not a curated record
AGUUAGUUAGUCGUGUGUAAAUUACGCGAUAAACACGGUUUGUUCCAAGAUUCUCCCAAGAUGUGCUUAUGAUCGGCGCGUCACUCUUUGUGCUCAUGGAUGUUUUCGAAUAAGAAACAAACACUUAGGAACAAUCGGUAUUAAGUGAUUAUCUGAAAAAACACGGUCCUAAUCAAGAUCAUUGUGAUCGAUUUAAAGAGUCACUAAGUACCCGACUUGCUCAAUUGGCUUAAGUGGUAGCCGAAGCAACAACAUGGCUCGAUUAGGGACCGGGCUGGCGAUUUUUGCGCUGUGUUUCGCUCUGUGCAAUUGCAAAGUGAAUGUUAUCCAGAGUCUGGAUGGAACAUGGGUGGGACGGGAAACCGACUAUUGGUACGAGUUUCCCACCACCGUCCCUGGAGGCGUCUACAGUGACUUGAUGGACCUGGAGAUCAUUGAUGACGUAUUCUUUGGAUUUAAUGACAACGUGACCUCAUGGGUGGGCACCAUCAACUGGACCUACGCUUUGAACUUCACUAUUGAUCCCACUCUUUUGGAGUACGAGAACGUCAAUUUGGUCUUUGAUGGUGUGGACACGUUCGCGGACAUCGUGCUCAAUAAUGUGACUGUCGGCUCCACAACCAACAUGUUCGUGCGAUACGUUUUCGACGUAAAAGACAUACUGAAGGCCGAAGGAAACAACACCAUCGUCCUGAAGUUCAUCAAUGCCCCGGAAGUGGGCCUGAAACGGAACGAGGAACAGCUGAAGAAGUACCGAAUCCCGUGGGAAUGUCCACCAGACGCUUACCGGGGCGUUUGCCACAUUAACAUGAUCAGGAAGAUGCAGGCUUCAUUCGCCUGGGACUGGGGCGUGGCUCUGCCCUCAAUGGGCAUCUGGAAGCCGGUUUACAUCGAGGCCUUCGAUGAGACUGUUAUUCGCCACCUGGUGCCCAGAGUGAGCAAGUCAGAGGAUGAGAGCAAAUACCUCAUCACCAUCAACACAUACUUUGCGCCCAACCAACGCAACACCGUAUCUGGCACUCUAAACGCGAAAAUCUACCUGGACAACAAUGAGGAGGUGUGGAAUGACUUCGACAUCUUCGAAAAAAGCAGCGGAGACGAAGACAUCGUCAGCUCAGUGACUCUAUCCAUCGACGCGGCUCUAGUGCAGCUCUGGUGGCCGAAUGGGUAUGGUGAGCAGCCCUUGUAUGAGCUGGCGGUGAGUUUCACCGAUGGUGAGAACGGCGCCACCAUCAGCAAGAAGGUGAACAUUGGGUUCAGGUUCGUGGAGCUGGUGGAGGAGAGUUUAGAGAAAGGACAGACGUUCUACUUCAAGGUGAAUGGGGAGCCGAUUUUUGUGAAGGGCUCCAACGAGAUCCCCAUCAAUAUUCUGCCUGAACUGGGCCAGGACAGGCAAACCAUCAGGUACCUGCUCCAGAGCGCCAAGGAAGUGAACAUGAACAUGCUACGAGUUUGGGGAGGCGGGGUUUACGAGUCGGACUACUUCUACGAAAUCGCCGACCAAUUGGGCAUAAUGAUCUGGCAGGACUUCAUGUUCGCGUGCUCGCUCUAUCCAGCCAAUGAGCUCUUCCUCGCUGACGUCGUUGCUGAAGUGGACCACAACAUCAAGCGCCUCUACCACCAUCCCAGCAUCGUGGUGUAUUCGGGCAACAAUGAGAACGAGGGCGUUUUGUCGGACAAUUGGUACUCGACCGCCGACAACUACGACCAAUACAAAGCGGACUAUGUGGCGCUCUAUAUUGAGACGGUGCGCGCUCAGUUUGAGCGCAUCUCUGGCGGAGAGGGAGUCUUUAUCAGCUCCAGCCCCAGCAAUGCCAAGUUGACUGAGAAUGAGGGAUGGGUGGGGCAGAGUCCCUCCAACCAGUACUGGGGCGAUGUGCACUUUUACAACUACGUCUUGGACUCGUGGAACUCCAACUCCUACCCAAUUCCGCGCUUCUGUUCCGAAUACGGGUACCAGUCGUUUCCUCUGGAGGACUCCUGGAUGACCGCCACCAACAUAACAGCCGACCUGAAGCUGACCAGUGAGUUCAUGGACUGGCGCCAGCAUCAUCCUUUAGGGAACGAGGAAAUCGCAUUGCUGAUCAGCGAAAAUCUCCAACUCCCUGACUCUGAGAGCGAGCACUUUUCCAGCGCCUUCUUCUACCUGUCUCAGAUCUACAGCGCCCAGGCCAUCAGAGUGGAGACCGAACACUACCGAAGAUACAGAAGCUACUUGACAGAGGAGGGCAACGGCUACACCAUGGGAGCGCUCUACUGGCAGCUGAACGAUGUGUGGGUGGCCCCCACCUGGUCCAGCAUUG